Molecule: messenger RNA, 189 nt
Organism: Dentiscutata erythropus
Lineage: Eukaryota; Fungi; Glomeromycota; Glomeromycetes; Diversisporales; Gigasporaceae
Source: the annotation of a GenBank genome assembly
AUGGGCCUAAGCGAGACUCGUGCUUUUGUAACAUCUAUAUCAGAUAUGUACAGAAGUGCUAUACCUGAUUGGAACGCAAAAACAAAGCUAAAAGCCACAAUAUGGAAACAUAAUGAUGCUGUGAAACCAAAUGAGUAUGAAAAAACAGACACUGAUCUUCCAUCAUUGCCGAAUAUUGGUGUUACUUGA